Messenger RNA from Rangifer tarandus platyrhynchus (Svalbard reindeer), 3186 nucleotides. NCBI's taxonomy places the organism in Eukaryota, Metazoa, Chordata, Mammalia, Artiodactyla, Cervidae. The record is from the annotation of a GenBank genome assembly.
AUGACCUCUCCCCGCGAGCGGGGUGCCGAUCUGGCCCGAUUCUACACUGUCACGGAGCCCCAGCGACACCCGAGGGGCUACACGGUGUAUAAGGUCACCGCCCGGGUUGUUUCACGAAGAAAUCCAGAGGAUGUCCAGGAGAUAAUCGUAUGGAAGAGAUACAGUGACUUUAAGAAACUGCACAAAGAACUAUGGCAAAUUCACAAAAACUUAUUUCGACAUUCAGAAUUGUUUCCUCCAUUUGCUAAAGGAAUAGUGUUUGGACGAUUUGAUGAAACUGUUAUUGAAGAGAGGAGACAGUGUGCUGAAGAUCUGCUGCAGUUCUCUGCCAACAUUCCUGCUCUUUAUAACAGUAAACAGCUUGAAGAUUUUUUCAAGGGUGGGAUAAUCAGUGAUGGCUCUGAAUUGAUCGGUCCCGUUGAAGCUUAUCCAGAUUCCCUCACUGAUAGCUUUCCUGAGUGCAGCACAGAAGGUUUCUCCAGUGACAGUGAUCUGGUAUCUCUUACUGUUGAUGUGGAUUCUCUUGCUGAGUUGGAUGAUGGAAUGGCUUCCAAUCAAAAUUCUCCCAUCAGGACUUUUGGUCCCAAUCUUCCUUCAGAUUCUUCAGCACUAGGAGCUGUUUUUUCUGACAGUGAACAGAGCAAAACAGAAGAAGAACGGGAAAGUCGUAGCCUUUUUCCUGGCAGUUUAAAAUCCAAGCUUGGCAAGAGAGAUUAUUUGGAGAAAGCAGGAGAAUUAAUAAAGCUGGCUUUAAAAAAGGAAGAAGAAGAUGACUAUGAAGCUGCCUCUGAUUUUUAUAGGAAGGGAGUUGAUUUGCUCCUGGAAGGUGUUCAAGGAGAGUCAAGUCCCACCCGGCGAGAAGCUGUGAAGAGAAGAACUGCAGAAUAUCUCAUGCGAGCAGAGAGUCUCUCUAGCCUUUGUGCGAAACCUCAACUUGAUGAUGUGUCUCAGCCUCCAGGAUCACUAAGUUCAAGGCCCCCUUGGAACCUAAGGAGCCCUGCCGAGGAGCUGAAGGCCUUCAGAGUCCUUGGGGUGAUUGACAAGGUUUUACUUGUAAUGGACACAAGGACAGAACAGACAUUUAUUUUAAAAGGUCUAAGGAAAAGCAGCGAAUGCAGCAGGAACAGAAAGACCAUCGUCCCCCGCUGUGUGCCCAACAUGGUGUGCCUGCACAAGUACAUCAUUUCCGAGGAGUCAGUAUUUCUUGUGCUGCAGCACGCAGAAGGUGGCAAACUCUGGUCAUAUAUCAGUAAGUUUCUCAACAGAAGUCCUGAAGAAAGCUUUGACAUGGAAGAAAUGAAAAAGUCUUCAGUUGCUAAAGUUCACCUGCAACAGCCGACUUGUAGUCCCCAGGACAGCACCAGCUUUGAAUCCAGAGGAAGUGAUGGUGGAGCCACUCUCCAAGUUCUGCCUUUGAAGACUAGCCUUACUCCAAGCUCUCAGGAUGACAGCAACCAAGAUGACGGUGGGCAAGACAGCUCUCCAAAAUGGCCAGACUCUGGCUCAAGUUCCGAAGAAGAAUGUACUACUAGUUAUUUAACAUUAUGCAAUGAGUAUGGGCAAGAGAAGAUUGAUCCAGGGUCUUUGAGUGAGGAACCUUUCAUGAAGACUGAAAGGAAUGAUGUUGAUACCAAAGCUAUAGAAAACUUCCCAGGACAGCUUGCUACUGACAGCGACAGCCCCAGCAGACAGCUGAAGUUCUUCCCUGGAGAUGAUGGCCUUGAAGCAGCUAGUUCUCCAAGAACAUCAGAUUCCCUCAGUAGAUCUAAAAACAUCCCCAUGGAAUUCUUUAGGAUAGAUAGUAAGGACAGCACUAGUGAACUCCUAGGACUUGAUUUUGGAGAAAAAUUGUAUAGUCUAAAGUCAGAACCUUUGAAAUCGUUCUUCACUCUGUCGGACGGAGAGAGCACUCCCAGGAGUGUUAGUACUAGUGAAAGCAAAGUAGAGUGUAUAGCUCAGGACACUGUUAGCAGGGGCUCAGAUGACUCAGUCCCCGUUAUUUCUUUUAAAGAUGCUGCUUUUGAUGAUGUCAGUGGUACUGAUGAAGGAAGGCCUGAUCUUCUUGUAAAUCUACCUGGUGAACUGGAGCCAAUGAAAGAUGGCGUGGCAAUGGGACCUACUAAGUUCACACAGACUAAUAUAGGCAUAAUAGAAAGUAAACUGUUGGAAACCCCUGAUGUUUUAUGCCUCAGGCUCAGUACUGAACAGUGCCAAGCACAUGAAGAGAAAGGCACAGAGGAACUGAGUGAUCCCUGUGGGCCUAAAGCCCAUAGGAUAACAGAGAAACACUACAUACAGGGGGAUCUUGGGAUGUUAUUUUUACCGGCUGUUGAUCAUGGUGAUACGGGAGACGUGUCUUUGUUGCACAGUUCAGGGUCUAAGUUCCAAGGACUUAGCCUGGGUGAGUCACCAGGAACCGCAGACAGCACAGAAGAAAGCUCAUUCCACAUUUCUGACCCGCUCUCAGGUGCUAAUGAAUGUGACGCAAAUACAGACACUUUAAAAACUGAGGAAGUCUUGCUGUUUACAGACCAAACUGAUGAUUUGGCUAAAGAGGAGCCCGCUAUAUUUCAGAGAGACUCGGAGCCUAAGGGAGAGAGUGGGCUAACACAAGAAGGAGACAAGGAAAUACAUCAGAUUUUUGAGGACCUUGAUAAAAAAUUAGCACUCAACUCCAGGUUUUACAUCCCGGAGGGCUGCAUUCAAAGAUGGGCAGCUGAAAUGGUGGUAGCCCUUGAUGCUUUACAUAGAGAGGGGAUUGUGUGCCGCGAUUUGAACCCAAACAACAUCUUAUUGAAUGAUAGAGGACACAUUCAGCUAACGUAUUUUAGCAGGUGGAGUGAGGUUGAAGAUUCCUGUGACAGCGAUGCCAUAGAGAGAAUGUACUGUGCCCCAGAGGUUGGAGCGAUCACGGAAGAAACUGCAGCCUGCGAUUGGUGGAGUCUGGGUGCUGUUCUCUUUGAGCUUCUCACUGGCAAGACUCUGGUUGAGUGCCAUCCAGCAGGAAUAAAUACUCACACCACUUUGAACAUGCCAGAAUGUGUCUCUGAAGAGGCUCGCUCACUCAUUCAACAGCUCUUACAGUUCAACCCUGUGGAGCGGCUUGGUGCUGGAGUUGCUGGUGUUGAAGAUAUCAAAUCUCAUCCAUUUUUUACCCCUGUGGAUUGGGCAGAACUGAUGAGAUGA